Molecule: messenger RNA, 1678 nt
Organism: Stereum hirsutum FP-91666 SS1
Lineage: Eukaryota; Fungi; Basidiomycota; Agaricomycetes; Russulales; Stereaceae
Exons: 6
Coding region: 162-1556 (464 amino acids)
Source: RefSeq, a predicted model, not a curated record
CCAAGCCAUCCCCCCUUACCUUUGACCCGUUUGCCUGAGCCUGGUGCUCGAUUUUGUUUGGCUUUCUUCGAGGCGCUCAUUGUUCUUUCGUUUCUUUAUCCCUUCAUUUGAGCUCCUCUCGUUUCUUCUCCCAGUCCUUGUGUUAUUUGACCAAUCCCAUCAUGGUUCAGAUUUCGAGCUUCUUCAUUGCAUCUGCGUUAGCCACAGGAAUAUCAGCACUUCCUGUGAACACGUUUAUCUCCCAAACUAUCUCGGACUCAACCACAAAGUGGGUCGCAGCUUGCCAAGCGGCAGGAGGAAGCGACCAAUGUCAGACAAUUGCACAGACUGCUUUCACGACCCUCCUUGCCGCGGGAAGCAACUGCGACCAGCAGAACGCGGCCGAUUCGAUGAUCUCAUUGGCAAAGACACUGAAGAACAGCACGGAAAUGAUUACGCUGGCUCAAAUCUUUGCACAACAACCCCGUAACGCCCCUGAUAGCCUUCAAGUCCCUUACUGUCAGACCGCCCCCAACAAUACGGAACUCAACGGCUUCUUCCACUGCCAGUUCAAUAGCUCUGACUUCACCAAGUUCAGCGGCGAUCAGACUGGGAACACCCCUCUCGGCCUAUCCGCUGUCGACCCAGCCGGAUCUUGCCCUGCAAACCCGAGUGGGCCGGUCGACGAUGGUGUCCAGUUGAACACAUUGGUCUCAUCCCCAGGGACGCCUAUAACGUCGAACGCGAACGCAACUUCGUCCGGCAAUGCCACUGCUUCAGCAUCGUCAGCCAAUAGUACUGCGACGGCUGCUGCGUCCGCUUCGAGCAAUAGUACGGCCAAGGCGACCAGCGCCGCUGCGAAGUCAUCUUCGGCUGCUGCCUCCAGCUCAACAUCAGCUAUUGCUAUUGCAAGGAGAGCAUCGUCUGUAACGAUAUCAGGAUCGGACACUGCGACUGCCACCGUCGCUACCUCUUCUGCCGCCUCUGCCUCUGCCUCUGCCUCUGCUACCGCCUCUGACUCAUCCGCGGCCAAUGCGACUUCGACUUCGGCUGCGACUGGUACAUCCUCAAACAGUACUAGCAGCGCCACGAGCGCGGCCGCGUCCUCCUCCAGUACCUCUACUGCUUCGUCCUCUAACAGCACCGACACCUCUGCCACGAGCGCAGCUGCUACCAGCACAAGCACUAGCUCCUCGAGUUCUAACAGUACGUCAACGACUACUUCCAGCGCCAGCUCUUCUUCUAGUACGAGUACAAGUUCGGGGAAUAGCACGACUGGUGCCGGAAGUCUAGCCAACGGUGAAGCCGCUCAGAAGCUUAACAAACAGUUUGCCUCGAUCGAUGCCUCCGCCAACUCGACGUGCAGUACCGAUGGAGAGGUGUCGUGUGCAGGUGCCUCGUUCGCUGAGUGCGCUAACGGUGCCUUGGUCACGACCGCGUGCGGGAGUGGGACAUCGUGCUUUGCGCUUCCUUUGACGUCUGGAGAUGGAACGACCGUCGCCUGCACGACUCAGACGGAUGCUCAAGACCGUAUUACGGCUACGGGGGCAACCGGAGGUGUCGACGGAUCGUCUUGAGCUCAUAACUCCUGACGAGUAUGGACUGUUUGGCUAUGAUGAUGUUUUUCAGUAUGUCUCGGACUGCGUUUCAUGUAUUUUGGUCUACGUUUUCGGUGACUGCGGUAAUAGAUCACCAUCUC